This is a messenger RNA of Physcomitrium patens, 3485 nucleotides long. RefSeq names its product DNA repair and recombination protein RAD54. The record is from RefSeq and is a predicted model, not a curated record. Gene Ontology annotation, cellular component: nucleus. Gene Ontology annotation, molecular function: ATP binding; DNA translocase activity. NCBI's taxonomy places the organism in Eukaryota, Viridiplantae, Streptophyta, Bryopsida, Funariales, Funariaceae. Gene Ontology annotation, biological process: reciprocal meiotic recombination; double-strand break repair via synthesis-dependent strand annealing.
UUCAGUCGUUGGCCGCAGAAUUUUCGAGUAUUCUUGCAUCACCACUAAUGAAUAUAUGUUUGAAUAGGGUGCUAAUUAGGUUAGGCUUUCGAUUAGUUCGUACCCAACUCAACAUCUGUAGUGCCUGCUGAACUUUCGAGAUAUACGUCUUCGCUUGAGAGCCAAAACAAUAUAUUGUCUGAUGUCGUUGACGUCAUUAUGAGUGGCACGAGAAUGUGGUGGUGAAAGCCAAUUACAGUCGAAUUGCUAGAUCUGUUGGGCUGCCCUUGUUGCUGGGGUGUGGUUGUCUUUCAAGUAUGUGCGCUUAAGAGCAGGAUGGGAAAAGGAUCUAUUGGUAGUGGUUAUGACUGCGAGGAGGAAUUGAGAGAGGACGAAGAGGAGGAGAGUCAAGAGGAAGCGGGAGAGGAAGAAGAGGAGGAAGAGAGAGAGGAAGAAGAGGAUGAAGAGGAGGAAGAGGAAGAAGGGGUGAAUGUGAGGGAAGAUGAUGAAGCUGAAUCUCAAAAAGCACAAAAUGUGGCCGCUUUGAUAAGGGGUGAUGUGCAAGUGAAUAGACAGGCAUUGCUCCCGAAAGUCCUUACAGUAUCAGAUGCAGCAGUAGUUAUCAGGAGACCAUUCAAGUCUCCAUGCCCUAAAGCUUCCUCUGGUUCCAACAUCGAGCUUCUUCGUCGUCUUUCAGCUCGGAAGCGUUUUAUCCCAUGGGGUUGUUCAAGAUCACCACUCACUUCUAUCACAAAUACACCAAUACCACUUGCCCCUGCGAAAGAGGAGGAGCCUCUCAAGAUAGAGCUCCCUCCAGGGGUUGAGCCUCUGGUUUUGUGGCAGCCAGAUGAGAAUGAUGGGGGUUCUGAAGAAGGACCAGCUGAAAAACUACAACCUAUCAUUGUGGAUCCUCACCUUACAAAAUUCUUGAGACAACAUCAAAGGGAAGGUGUUCAGUUUAUGUUCGAGUGCGUAGCUGGUCUUCGUGGCAUGGCGAUAUCAAAAGACGAGAAGGCUACUUCUGGUGGUUGCAUUCUUGCAGAUGACAUGGGAUUGGGCAAAACUCUGCAAUCGAUCACUCUUAUGUGGACGCUGUUGAAACAAGGCUUUGAUGGGAGGCCAAUGGCAACGAGAGUUGUAAUUAUCACUCCAACUAGUCUUGUGAGCAAUUGGGAACAGGAAAUUACCAAAUGGCUGAGUCACAGUACUGUGAAUGUGCUGGCUAUGUGUGAGUCAACCCGAUCAGAUGUCCUUCAGGGAAUUUCUACUUUUCUCUCGCCACAGAACUUUUAUCAGGUUCUUAUCAUUUCAUACGAAACUUUCCGCAUGCAUGCAGCAAGAUUUGAGAAAGAAGGUAGCUGCGACCUUCUCAUUUGCGACGAAGCUCACAGGCUCAAAAACGACAAGACACUUACUAACCAGGCUCUCGCUUCUCUUCCAUGCUUUAGGCGUGUGCUAUUAUCUGGUACUCCUAUGCAGAAUGACCUAGAGGAGUUUUAUGCUAUGGUCAAUUUUACAAAUCCUGGAGUUCUCGGCAAUGCAAGCACUUUUCGUAAAUACUAUGAGAACCCAAUUCUGACCGGGCGGGAGCCUGAUGCUACUGAUGAAGCCAGGGCAAUAAGUAUUGAACGAUCAGCAGAGCUUAGUGAGAAAGUGAAUCAGUUCAUAUUACGGCGGACAAAUGCUUUACUAUCAAAUCACUUGCCACCUAAGAUAGUAGAGGUUGUUUGUUGUAAAUUGACGGAGCUUCAAACGAGUCUAUAUCGACACUUCAUACGGUCAAAGAAUGUUCGUCAAGCCUUGGAAGACCAGACAAAGCGAGCUAAAGUAUUAGCAUCAAUUACAGCAUUGAAGAAGUUAUGCAAUCAUCCGAAGCUCAUCUAUGACACCAUUCGUGCUGGUGGAUCUGAAGCUGCUGGAUUUGGUGACUGCCUGAAAUUGUUUCCACCACACUUGGUCGCUAGCCGGAGUAGCUCGUGGCCUGACUGGAUUGAAUUGUCCGGGAAGAUGGCAGUAUUAGCUCGAUUGCUUUCGGAGCUGCGCUGCAAGACUGAUGACCGCAUCGUUCUCGUCUCGAACUACACCCAGACUCUCGAUUUAUUUGCUCAGAUUUGCCGUGAGAGGAACUAUCCAUUUGUGAGACUGGACGGGACUACCUCAAUUGGUAAACGGCAAAAGUUGGUUUCUAGGUUUAAUGACCCGAAUCAGAACGAGUUCGCUUUCCUUCUAAGUAGCAAAGCAGGAGGCUGCGGUUUGAAUUUGAUUGGAGGCAAUCGAUUGGUGCUAUUUGAUCCUGAUUGGAAUCCUGCAACUGAUAAACAGGCAGCAGCUCGAGUUUGGAGGGAUGGGCAAAAGAAAAGAGUAUAUGUUUAUCGGUUUCUUGCCAGUGGAAGCAUUGAAGAAAAGGUAUUCCAACGCCAGAUGUCUAAAGAGGGCCUUCAGAAGGUAGUUGAUAAAGAACAAUCAACUGACGCUAAAGCGCAGGUUAACAUGUUGUCUACCGAUGAUCUCAGAGACUUGUUCACACUUCGUGAAGACGUUAGGUCUGAUACGCACGAUUCGAUUAGCUGCGAACGGUGUGACGCGGAAGGUGGCCCUGGGGAGAUGACAAGCACUUCCGACAUCUCUGCUGUCAUGGUUGAGGACAUUGGAGAGUUUGCUAAGGUCGCUGGAUGUGCUGGCAAGCUGAGAUCGUGGGAGAGACAGGUUGGAACACCUGCUGAAGAAGACCUCUUGAGCUGGGCUCAUCACUCUGAUUCUUCCACCAUCCCUGAUGCCAUGCUGGAGGCUGCUUCUAGAAAUCAGAUUUCAUUUACCUUUACCUGCCAGAUUGAUGGCAAACUCACCCCCAUCGACAGUUUUCCACGCUCAUCGGCACUCUAUACUACUCCCUCCUUGAAGGCUAGAGCAUGUGCAAUACCUGUUACUAGAACGUUGCGUGAUCCCAAGAUCUCACAAACCCCGAAUUCAUUUACCAGUGGGCCCAGCACGAAUAUUAGGGAAGAGCUUGGGGCAGUUACUACAGCCCAGUCAAUUCUACGUGGGCUGCCUCCUUCUGCAAGAAAAGCUGAAGCACCUGGGAUCGUUACUCCACCAGCGAGGUCGAUUCUGCGUGGACUUCCCCCUUCUGCAAAAAAAUCGCCUGCGACCGUGUUGCCGCGAACGCCAGUCUUGCCUCCCAAGAAGCGCCCAAAGAUCACUAUUGUCCACAAAGCUAGCAGACACAUUGCUGCUUCACAACAUUCGUCAGACGAGAGCAGUGCCUCUGAAUUUGUAGCUGACGAUGACGAAGAUGACAACGACGAAGACUUUGCCUGAUAAUUAGCGUGCAAUUGCGGCCUGUAUUAUAAUUUUGCGACUAGAUAAUGAACUCUGGCAAUUUUUUUCUUAACGUUUAUCUACCUAUUAUCCUUGUCGAAACCCAUGGUGGGUCACUCAACCUGAGAUGUCAACCAUUUAUUCUUUCAAAGCACUUUACACAUGUAAGGAAUAUUGAUUUCACCUUC